Messenger RNA from Planococcus citri (citrus mealybug), 13202 nucleotides. It is a transcript of the gene Nmdar2, whose product is annotated as NMDA receptor 2. Gene Ontology annotation, molecular function: NMDA glutamate receptor activity. Lineage: Eukaryota; Metazoa; Arthropoda; Insecta; Hemiptera; Pseudococcidae. Gene Ontology annotation, cellular component: plasma membrane. Gene Ontology annotation, biological process: monoatomic ion transport. The transcript is spliced from 19 exons. The record is from RefSeq and is a predicted model, not a curated record. The coding region runs from base 1615 to 4722 and encodes 1035 amino acids.
ACUGACUAUAUACUACGUGUAAUGUGUGCUGUGCUGUGCUGAGUACGAAUACGAAUACGAAUGCGAAUAUAUACGAGUAGUAGUCGUAGUCGUAGUCGUCGUCGAGUAUGAGAAGAGCAAUUUCAUUACGUCGCGUCGUGGCGUGGCGUGGCGUGGCGGUGACUAGCGAGCGUAAGCGUAAUGGAUUUAGUUGUGCGUUCGGAUCGGUUCGGUGUGUGACCACGUUCCGUCCCUUUCGACUACGUUUUCUUUAGUUCGCUUUAGUUUCGUUUAGUUUACUCGUAGUUUAGUUUUUGCAGUGCACCGUGGUUUGGUUAUUUCAUUUGUUUUUCACAUUUCAUAUAUCUAUACGAAUUCAUAUCAUUUCGUCUUCCUUUAUCGCUUGUACCUAUCGUAUAUCUACCUAUCUGUUCGUUUGUCAUUUUUAUCGUCAUUCGUAAUUCGUCCGUUAAAAAAUCAUUUUCGUCCAACACGUUCGUGUUCGCAUCCGCGUCCGCGUACCGUACCUCAUACACGUGGUGUUAAGUAGGUACCUACCACUAGUCUACUCUACAAGACGACGCAACUGAUUAGCACAGCUCAUACCUACAAUCGCUUUCGCUACUUACCUAGGUAGUGCAUAUAGGUACCUACCUACGCAUCUACGCACGUCAUAAAGAUACACGUCGACGUUAACGUUCCCAAUUACUGCCUAUAAACUCUAUACACUUACCACUUAGAUGCUUUACACGCCCAUGUUGGAUAUCUGCACAUCUUGUAUGGAGCAUGGCAGUAUAUGGCUAUGGCUAUGACUAUGGAGAUGACGAUGGCGGUAAUGAAAUGGUUGCCGGAGACGAAUACGAAUACGAAUCGACCACAGAGCGUACGAGUAGGUAUAAUAUCAAGAUCGAGAUGCGAAUAUACUACUCGUAUGUAGAAUAAUUCGACGAAUACGAAUACGCUGCCGAUACCUACGUAGCUGAUACUCGUGUCUAUGCUUCGCUCGGAUUCACACGUUGCACGUUUGACGUUACACGUUGUUUUCUAUACUACGCUUUCAUUCAACAAGUUUUUAAAUCGUCGUACCACAGACACACAUUCCUAGACCUAGCUACUCGUAUUUUCAAUUCGAUUUCUGUUCACCAGUGCUAAUAUAUCCGUACCUCACUACCUAAACGUCGCAUCGUUAACCCUGACACCGGCAGCGCCGUCGUCAACCCAUCGCCUCGCAGUGCUUGCCACCUGAGUAAAAAGGUGUACAGUAGCUGACUUGAUUAAUUGUCAAUUGUCCGGCCUCCGGAGCGGCGUUGCGUGGUUUACAUUUUACAUAAGUACUCGUACACACGCAGAAAACCAGCAUGUCACGUGUUGCUGAUAGGUGAACACGAAAAGAUAACUCGGGAUAAGUAGAUGAACGGAAGUAAAUAUCGCAAUAAGCGUGGUCGGAUAGCCGCACAUCCGAGUACCCAUAUAUAGCCGGAAAAUGAGAGGAUGCAUUGGAAUGUGAAUGGCGAUCGCGGCGCCAGGUGGCGGCAUAUCGCUAUCGGCGCUCGCCAGCCGAAUACGACUAGUACCUAGACGAUAAACGUUGGCAUUGGGACGACAAAAAAAAAACAGACCAACACCAAGAUCAACAUGGGGAUUGGUACGUUAGUACUCGUACAAUUGAUGGUAGCCGGCGGUAUUUUGGCCCUUUUGGGCUCGGUGGCCGCCGAAACCGAAACUGAAGCUGAAACCGACACCGAAACGGACGAAUCGCAGUCGGCUAAUCGCGAACGCGAUAAUUCGCUCAAGUUCAAGUACAACCAUAACCUGACUGUGGCGCUAAUACUGCCCAAAACCAGUUUCGGCGCACGUGGCUACACCAGAGCCAUCUACAACGCAGUCAAUUCGUUACAGAAAGCUAGGGGUCCUAAGCCUCAGUUCAUCCACGCUUACGGCGCGCCGCAAGUACGCCACGAGAUGAUGUCAUUGACCCCCAGUCCGACAGAGAUUUUGUCGUCGUUGUGUAAAAUAUUUCUGCCGAUGAACGUAUCGUCCAUUUUGUAUCUGAUGAAUUACGAAAAGUACGGUCGCAGCACCGCAUCGGCGCAGUACUUCCUACAGCUGGCAGGCUAUUUGGGAAUUCCCGUCAUCGCGUGGAAUGCCGAUAAUUCGGGUCUCGAAAGGCGCGCUUCUCAAUCGAAUUUACAACUUCAGUUAGCGCCGUCGUUGGAACAUCAAACCGCCGCCAUGUUGAGCAUUUUAGAACGUUAUAAAUGGCACCAGUUUUCGGUAGUCACUUCGCAGAUCGCCGGUCACGAUGACUUCAUUCAAGCAGUUCGAGAGAAGAUCACCGAAAUGCAAGAUCGUUUCAAAUUCACCCUGUUGAAUGCGGUAUUAGUGGCGAAACCAACGGAUUUAUUGGAGUUGAAGAAUUCGGAAUCGCGAGUCAUGCUUCUGUACGCGACCAGUGAAGAAGCAAAUAUGAUAUUGAAGUACGCUAACGAUUACAACAUUACAGGCGAGAAUUACGUUUGGGUUGUAACGCAGAGUGUCAUUGAGAAAAAGAGAACUUUACAGAAAUUUCCAAUCGGCAUGCUGGGAGUACAUUUCGAUACGACUAGUACGAGCCUUGUUAACGAAAUUUCCACUGCCAUUAAAGUGUUCGCUUACGGCGUUGAAAAUUACAUUAACGAUCCGAAAAAUGCCAACGAAUCGUUGAACACGCAACUCUCGUGCGAAGGUGACGGCGAAUCACGAUGGAAAAAUGGAGAAAGAUUUUAUAGGUAUUUGCGAAAUGUGAGUUUAGAAGGAGACCAAAAUAAACCGCGUCUAGAAUUCACCGCCGACGGCGUAUUGAAGGCGGCCGAACUCAAGAUAAUGAAUUUACGACGCGGCGACAACAAGCAACUCAUCUGGGAAGAGAUCGGCGUGUGGAAAUCGUGGGAAAAGGAAGGCUUAGAUAUCAAGGACAUCGUAUGGCCAGGAAACAGUCACACUCCGCCUCAAGGAGUUCCCGAAAAAUUCCAUCUCAAGAUCACUUUCUUAGAGGAGCCUCCUUACAUAAGUCUAACGCCACCGGAUCCGGUCACCGGCAAGUGUAACGUUAACCGUGGAGUUCAAUGCCGCGUCGCCGUAGAUGCCGACAUGGAACAAAUUGAUAUACUGCAAGCGCAAAGAAACGCGAGUUUUUUCCAAUGCUGUUCGGGAUUUUGUAUCGAUUUAUUACAAAAGUUUGCCGAAGAACUUGGUUUCACGUUUGAACUUUUUAGAGUGGAAGACGGCCGAUGGGGAACGUUUCAAAACGGCAAAUGGAACGGACUGAUUGCGGAUUUAGCAAACCGUAAAACCGACAUGGUAAUGACAGCUUUGAUGAUUAAUUCGGAUAGGGAAGCGGUUGUGGAUUUUUCUGUGCCAUUUAUGGAGACCGGCACCGCAAUUUUGGUAGCCAAACGAACCGGCAUCAUUUCGCCGACUGCGUUUUUAGAACCAUUCGACACGGCUUCGUGGUUUCUAGUCGGAGUUGUGGCUAUUCACGCGGCAACCUUUACCAUCUUCCUUUUCGAAUGGCUCAGUCCAUCCGGUUUCAACAUGAAGACAAAAAUACCAUCGCCGACGUACCGAUUUUCCAUUCUUCGUUCGUACUGGCUGGUGUGGGCUGUACUCUUCCAAGCCGCUGUACACGUCGACUGUCCUCGAGGAUUAACAUCCAGAUUUAUGACCAAUGUAUGGGCGAUGUUCGCCGUCGUAUUUCUCGCCAUAUACACCGCCAACUUGGCCGCCUUCAUGAUAACCAGAGAAGAAUUUCACGAGUUCACCGGUCUCGACGAUCCGAGACUGCAAAAACCGUACAGUCAUAAACCUCCGAUGAAAUUUGGCACGGUGCCUUUCAGCCACACCGAUUCGACGAUUAGCAAAUAUUUCAAAGAAAUGCACGCGUACAUGUCGCAGUAUAACCGAACAGCGGUGAAAGAUGGCGUGGACGCCGUAUUAAGCAGAGAUCUGGAUUCGUUCAUUUACGAUGGCACGGUAUUGGAUUAUCUGGUCGAACAAGACGAAGCGUGCAGAUUACUCACAGUUGGCACGUGGUACGCCAAAACGGGCUACGGAUUGGCGUUCGCUCGUAACUCCAAAUACUUGAACAUGUUUAACCAAAAACUGUUGGAAUUCCGUGAAAAUGGAGAUCUAGAAAGACUGCGACGGUACUGGAUGACCGGAUCGUGUAAACCCGACAAACACCAACAUACUCAGUCGAGCAGCGAUCCGUUGGCCAUGGAGCAGUUCUUAUCGGCGUUCGUGUUGUUGAUGUUCGGCAUUUUGAUAGCUUUCGCCUUGCUGGGCUUUGAAUCCGGCUAUUUCAAGUAUGCCAGAAAACGCAUGUACGAUAAGAAGAAGAAGCCUUGUUGUUGCGGCUGCUGUCGACUCAUCAGCGUGAGUAUGGGCAAAGUUCUGGAAUCAGAAUUCGAAGAGUUUCAAACGCAAAGUCGCCAAGCCAAUCCUUUUGGUUGUAAAAACAAGGGAUGCGUUUACUACGUCAAAGAAUUGGAAAGAUACUUGGACAAAUCGCAGUUGAGGAUACAGUAUUUGGAAAUGGAGCUAAACAGACACGGCGUUAAAAUACAGCCGUAUUCAUUUUUCAAAGACGUCCGAAAGAGGCACGAUAUGACUCGAAUUAAAUCUACGACCGAAUAUUUAGGAAAUUUUCACGGCACUCCUCGCAAAAAUCGGACUGAAAUCGCUGAAAUAGAAACCGUAUUGUGACACGAAAACGCGCAUAUUUAACGAAUUGCCGUCGCCGAAUCGGAAAGGCCGUACGAGUAGAUCUACAUGCCAGCAACAGGCAAAUUCCAGCAACAACAACAACAACCACACUCGUACGUAGACGAAGACGUAGAUACCGUGUACGCAGUGUACGAUUGCUCGCUCACUCAGGUACUACAUUGUAUAUUGCCAUGUGGAAAAUUCGUCACUCGAAGUCAAAACUAUGGGUACCUGCCAAACUGCCCAUCUGCCUCCUAUCGCCGACAUUUUUUUGUAGCUUUCGACGUACAAGAACAUUGGCCAUUGGGUAUAUCGUUGGCCGAUGAUGCUGGCUGACUGGCAUUAUUGCUUCUUUUGCGACACGUUCGAGCGCCGCAUUGACUGUAAUAUUUUUAUACCUUAUUUCGUAUGUAGUUACUCGUAGGUACCUACUUAGUCGUAUAGUUUAGGUAAAUACGAUAAAUACCUACUUGUAAUGCCUACUCACGCGAAUAAUGAACAGCGUACCUUCGUUUACACUUUGCGGAAAGGCGAGAUGCGAGCUAUGGGGCCCGAGGCGUGAGGCAGCAGAUGAGAUUUUAGAUAGAAUUCACGCGUGCGCAGCGCACCUUUUCUUCACUGCUGUAUAGAAAAUGAUUUUCUGCGACGAGUAAGGCUGUAUGGUACUUACCUGUAAUAUUUUAGUCAUUUGCGACUUUCAAUUAGGUACCAAGUUUUUUCGUAUCGCUUUCUUUUCAUUUUUUUUUUUUUUUUCAAUUUUGAUGUUCUAUAAGUACGCUCUAUCCGGAAGUGUGCCAAAAAUACCGAAUUCACGACAAAUAAAUGACGUUGCGAGGACCCGUGAAGAAAAAAAAACAUACCAUAUGUAUAGGUACUAGGUCGCUACCGGUCGAGUUUACAGACUAAAGAGCCGAACGUGAGUGAAUUAAACUUAGAUAUUGAUGAAAUGAGAUCCUCUUCCAAAAAUUCUAUUUUCGUCGAUUUAUCGAUUUAUUUUUUAUUUUUUUACAAAAAUAUCGUCGAUGAAUGCGUAUUUUUCAAAUGCAAAAUGAACGGUAUCGUUUCGCGAUAUAUUGUGAAUUCGUGUUGGACGUGGUUUCGAAUGUGUUGGCGAUUUGCUUUCAAUAUCACCAUUAUCGUCAUAAUCAGUGGCAUAUUAAUCGUUGUCUUCCUAUCUCCAAAAUGACAAAGUUGGCAAAUACCUCAUCAGGUUUUCGUUUUUUUUUCUUUUUUUUCCCCCCAUCAGUUUUCUCUCAUCUCGGAAAAUGUACCUACGUGUAACCUAACCAAGAUACGAAUAGAUAAAAAUCACGCAAUUUCGCAUCGGUUUAUUUAUAUGCAAAAUUUAUGCCACUGAAAAACACUAUUAUAAGUAGGUAAGUACCAACUUGUCCGCAUUUCGUGCACUUUUUUUUUCAGUCUUAUUUCGAUUACUGUCCAGUGUCCGUAUAAGUGUAGGUAUCUACCUAUUCUAUGAGUAUAAAACUAUAUAAAUAUCAUAAAUAUUGAUCACCGUUAGGUAGAACCUUUUGACAAAAAUAUGUAAAAUUGAGUGUUCAUACUUAAUAGGUGCUUAUCUCAGCAAACCUUGAAAAAAAGAAGCGAAAUUGUAUGCAAAUUGAACAACGUAAAAAAAUCAUUAGGCUACCUACCUGUACCUACAUAAUUACUAGGGCUGAGAAAAAUAUUUUAUAUCGUAAUUUUUUGUAGUAUACUAGAUAAGGUAUAUCCAACAUAGUUUUACGUUUCAUAAAAUUUCGAGUCGAUUGAGCCCCAUUUGUUAGAGAAUAUUUUGGUAUAUUUUAGGCAUAAAUGGAUAUUUUAGCAUAUUUUGGGCUUUUUAAAGGAAUAUUUGGCAAUAUUCAGCAAUUUUCACUGUUUUUGGAGAAUAUUUUUAAAAAAAACUCACAAAGCAGGCAAAAUUUUAAAACUAAAAAAAAAAAAAUUUUAAACGCAAAAAAAAUGUUUCAAUCAAAAAAUUAAAAUUUGAAAAAUGAAAAAUUUUUGUUUUCUAAAAAAAUCAAAAAUUAUGCUAAUUUUGAUGGAAAUGAUAGAAUUUCUUAUUCAUUUAUCUAAAAUAUCACAUAAUAUCAACAAAAUGAAAGAGGGAAUGAAAUUCUCUUUCAAAUGAUACCCAUAUUGUAAGGGAAUUUUUUUGCAUAUUUCGGGUUUUUAGGGAAUAUUUUUACAUAUUUCACGUUUUUUUGGAAAUAUUUAUAGGGAAUAUUUUAGCAUUUUUUAGAAAAUAAAUAUCUCAGCCCUAAUAAUUACCUAACGAUGAAACAAAUUUGCAUUAUAAACCCAAGAAACAUAAUCAUAUCUCGAACCCGUCCGAAUUGGUAUGAUUAUUUAAGAAUUUUUCCAUUUUAAAAAAUUGCAUUCCUUAUGGUCUCAUGAAUUUUUCUUUUAAUUUUUCUUCUACUUCUUCUUUAUCGUUUUUUUUUCUUUUUCUUCUUCUACUUCUACUUCUUCUUCUUCUUCUUCUUCUUACUACUAUUACUUUUAUCGAUGUAAUUACCUAUUUUAUAACUAUUGUUAACUUUCCGCAUUUUAAUUGUUAAUUAUUAGGUUAUUACCUAUUAUUAUUAUCAUUAUUAUUAUUCCAUUGCGAUUCUGUACGUGUGCCUAUACGAUUACGUACCUACAUACAUUACAUAAAUGGUAGUUACAAGGUGCAGUGCAGAAUUAAUAUCGAGUGCCCUGAAGAAAUUUUUUUUGUUAAUAAAAAAACGUAGGUAGAUUAUUAGCAACAUGAAUCAGAUGCGCAUGAUUGGUGGAACUGGAAUGUUAUUUUCCUAAAUCAACACUAAUGAAUCAUGCGCUAUCAUUCAUUAGGUACAGGGUGCGCAAAAAUAUUGUGGGCAACUUGACAUAGAUCACUAGGUUGUUUCAAUCUGGUUUCAGAUUAAAACAAGCUAGUAAAUGAAGCAGAUUUUUUAGAGAAAGUGCAAAAUCUAUCUGGUCUUGGUCUUCUCAAAUUCUAACAGGACAUGACAGCUUUAGAGACCACUUGUAUACAAUUAAGCGUACCUUCAGUCGUAACUACCCCUGUGGUAGUAAGGUCCAAGACAAUGAUCACAUAGUCUAUGAAUGUCUGUAUUCUCUGUCUGUUAUUUCCAAAUACAAGUUCAUAGACCGAACAAAUAGGAAGAUUACUUUUGAUGAAAGGUUCGACGUUUUUGCUAAGGAAUGGGUUAUGAGCUGGCUCAGACAGUGGCUAGUAUCCCAAUUAGAACUUAAUAUUGUUACCUUAAUGCCGAAUCUGUGUAUGUCCAUACAAAAAAGGUAUGAUUUUACACAUCACUGAUAAGGUUCGUAUAGGUAUGCUUGGAAGGGUUCCUUGAGUUCUGAUUGAACAAUGGUCAGCUUCUUGCAUGUUCCGUGGUGAACUUUUACUGCACUCAGUUGCAAAUUUUUCAAUUCAGGGUAUCCCGAGUCUUAUCAGUGACACAAAAAGAUAAUUUUUUUUUUUUAUGGACAUACUCCGAUUUGGCAUUAAGGUAAGGGUAAAGAUGCCCAUAACCGACCAGUUCCUAAUCCCGACCACCCUUUAUAUCUUGUCUGUUAUCAGCGUCACCUGUUGAAAAAUGAUAUGUUGUGUCGUUGUGUGUGUUCCUCCAUCACAGACAAUUAAUUAUUUAAGACCAACCCGACAACUGUAAAGCCAAAACUUGCAAAAUAAAUUGAAUUUGAAGAAAUUCCAUGAUCAAAAAAUUGUUUUUCACCAUUUUUUAUCGCCAAAAAUGUUCAACUUGUUAUAACUAGUUUUGUGUUGUUAAAUAUGAUUUGAGAUCAUGAUUAAAGUGAGAUUUUGAUGGUAUUGCCAUUUUUGAAAUCAAUCGCAGGUAGGUAUGUAUAGAAAAUUUUCACAAAAGUGUAAAAUAAUAUGGGUCUCCGUCUCCUAAUCCAGACUACCCAUGAGGUCAUGUAAAUUCAGGGUGGUUGGGAUUAGCGUACCAAAUUCAUUAUUCAAACAGUCAUUUUUAAGGUGCCUCGGAAGAAAAUUCCAUAAAGCCAUAAAGAAUUAUUCUAUAACCCCAAAAUUUUAAUGUAAGUUAGGGGAAGAUUCAAUCUAUCUUUUAAGCCAUUUACUGAUUUUACUGUAUUUUCAUGUGAAAUAGUAUUUUAUUGGUUGCUGCACUUUCAAAUGUGGUUGGAAUUGGGAUACCCAACUUUUUGGAGGUGGUCGGGAUUAGAUUUUUGAGAUGUUGCGGGAAAAAUUCAAAAAAAAUAUUAAGAAUUAUUUGUUUACGCCAAAAUUUUGAUAUGAGUUAGAGGAAGAUUCAACAUACCUAUCUUCGAAGCCAUUUCCCAUGUUUUGAAGUGAAGUAGUCUUCGAUCAGUGGUGGUUUUACUAAAAGUGGUCAGUUUUGGGGCUCCUUACCCUUAAUAAUAUGGAAUAGGUAUUCUUCUCUUCUUCAAGUUGAGAGCCCACUUGACAAGAGAUUUGCCAGUUGAGCAGAAAUGCCUGUUGAUUUUUGUAAAUUUGCCGUUUAAUAGGCGCCCAAAAAUGACAGUAAAUUUCCCGUAGAAAAAACACCGGUUAGAAAAAGCUACUUUUUAUAAAAACAGCCAUUUAAACUUUAAACAGCCGUUUUUGACCAGCGAAUGGCAGAAUUUUUUAUUUGCCGAACUGCCGGUUCUCACAAAUUAGCUGUUUUUUAUUCACCGAUUAUAGUGCACAUGCGCAAUGGGUAUUCACAACUUCUUUUUAAAAAAUUGAAUAAAAGUACGAAGUGCGGUACAUGUAUACCACUUGAAAACAGAAAUAUUCACCUUGCAAUGAUAGCUGCAUGGUUAGAGGCUUAGAGCAUUGGAUUGUCAAGCGGGAGUCCUGGGUUCGAUCCCCGCUUGGGCUGGAAAUUUUUUGUAGAUUCCAGGUUUUUAUUCAGCGAUUUAAUGCAUUAGGUAUUUAAACAACAGCCAAUUUUUUCCUGACGGUUUUUUAAUGGCAAAUUUACUGUCAUAUUUGAGCCUGCUUUUUCACUGGCUUUUUUUAUCAGUGAAUCUGUUGUCAAGUGGGAGGUCACUCCCACACUUUUUUAUUUUGUUUAUUUGUGUCAUUCCGUAGGUAAUGGGCCCAUUUGGCCAUUUCUAUUUAGUAUUUAUCAAGAUGAUUGUGUUUUUAGUGAAAUGGUCGAGAGAAUUGAUAAUCGAGGUUUUGAUGGAUUUCGAUGUAGAACAUAUCCGACUAUCACGUGUUAAAGUAUCAAGGUCGCAGGAGCGCCCCAAGUGGAGAAAAAUGGAACUAAAGUUUUUCCAAGAAGAGCCCAUUUGGUUGAUUUUGUUUUUUCGCGGUAAAUUCAUUUCCAAAGACUUCCAAAAAAAUACCCUCCGAAUUAUACUGCACCUAGUUGCCAGUGGCAACAAUUGUAUCUAUACCAUUCAAAAACUCGUUUUACCUAGGUGCAGCGCUAGCCAUGUGGCACUGGUAAAUGUAUCGCGGAGCAGGAGGUAUGGGUUCGAAUCACACCUCGAGAAGAAAUUUUUAAAAAAAUUUUACGAUUUUUAUUUUUACAAGUUGAGUUUUUGACAGAAAAUGUAAUUUAAUAUAUUUUUUUUUGCUUUUGAACAGAGUAAUGAAUUUCUAUGCAAAAUUUUAAUUUAUUAAUCAUUGUUUUUCAUGCUUAAAAUACUCAUAAACAUGAAAAGAUUGAGUGAAAAAAAUUUAUUGCAGAUGGGUAGUAAUAUUUGACAUUAGAAACAAUAAUCUUCAAUUUUAGGUAUAAAGGUUUUGGGAUUACAUGAAAUUUCAGCUUUUUUCAGAAAAAAAAAACUUUGAAGGUGAUUUUCUUAAAAGCUCAGCUUUUCAAAUUUUUAAUUAUGGAUUUUUUUGCACUUUUUGGGCGUUUAUCCAGCUCAUAUGAUUGCUCCGGAGGUCUACUUCACCCCCCCUCACCCCCCACCCAUAACUCAAUAUCGACCAAAUGGUCCCAUUACCUGCGGAAUGACACACUUUAUGUAGAGUGACACUCCUUUCCUAACUUUCCUUCUUUAUACCUUGUUGAUUCUACAUAGUUUUCCUUCCUCGGCCUGGCUAAGACUCCGGUAUGUUUUAUGAUUGGGAAGAUGAGGGCGAGGUCAAAAUCGAGCCACUAUGAUCAAACAAAACAUUUAGCAGAAAACUUUUUUAGGGGUACAUGAUAUUUUGUAUGCACACUGUACGUACUCGUAUAAGUAUGGUACCCAUAUAUUGUGUUUUUUUCCUAUACUUUGUUAUGGUUUGGUGGCAUUAGCCUACCAAAGGUGAUUUUAAUGCUAUCCAGUAUCUACCGGCUGAAUAAGUAGGUACCUAGUAAAAAUUGAAUACUGUAAGAAACUGACUACCUACCUAGUACCUACUUUACUACAUAUAACACACCUAUGAAAAUUGUGUAUGUACCCGCCGUAUACCUAGUACGCUAAUAUUAGAUACCUAAAUAACUCGUAAAAGUAUGCGCAGAAAAUAUCAACAUAAUAUACCUACGUAUGUACCUAAGCCGACUGUUUUGUUAAACUGUUAUCAUUUACCUAUCUAUCUAUUACGUACUUACCUAGAAUUUUUUUCACGUUGAUUUUUGAAUUAUUUUGUAAAACGUAAUUGUGGUUGUGAUUCUCGAUAUUAAUAACGUCCAAUACCUGAUAUUUGAAAUGCAAAAGACAAAAAAAUUAAAACAGCUCGUCGUUUUCGAGGCGCGGUUAAACCAGAACCAGAAAUGAAGGGCGACUUUUCAAAACGUUUCCAUUUUGGAGAGCAAUAAUUUUCGUACCUAUAUAUUUCAAAGCAUAUAUACCUAAUUGUUAUUUUUAAGGUUAUCACUACCUACGCGUUUUUCUUUGCAAGCCGAACGCGAAGAAGCAGCAUAAGGCUAUCGUUGUCAAUACCAAUUCAAUUUUACUUAAAGUUUAAUUUCGAAUGAGUACGUUAAUCUACGUGUUGUGUUUGUACGUAUAAGUAAAUUAGACAUCGAACGUUACUUUUUUAAAGCGUUGUGCGAUACACAGGCCACAGGCGUACGUGUACAUCUUUAAUAAACUACGCGUCAAUUCGAGCUUAAGAAUAAUACCGCAUACUUGCACCGAUAAAACGCCAUUUCUAAUUGUUUUUCAACAAUCCUAGUACUCCGAUGAUGUUGAUAGAAUUGCCUACUCAGUUCGCCGUAAAUACAGUCAACACCAUCUACGCAAUUACUUAGGUAUUAGUUAUUUUUCUGCACUGUUUUUCGCAAAACUAUUCAACUCUGUGGGUUCAUCUCAUCUACAUAAUAUUUGGGGGACUCAACUUACAAUUAGUUAUAAAGCUAUGAAAAUCUCAAAAUUAAGCUUCGAAGGUGAAAAACCAUCGUUCGAAAGAUUGAAAAAAAUUCAGGAGAACAACAAACGUUUGCAGUUUUUACCCUCCUUCGGACGAACUAAUUUUCAAAAUUUAUUUACAUAUAUAUAUUUUUUUUACAUACAGGCGAGUAUUCGGUUCUUGGUGUAAAAUUUGAAAUUGAAUUCGCCACCAUCGCUAUACAGUAUAUUACUCGUAGUAAAAUUGAUAUUGUUGCCAAACCACCUGUUAUCGCACAACGCGUCAUAUGUAUUUUUCACAUGAAAAAGCAAAGAGUUACCAAAAUGAUAACGCAGCUGUUUUCGUACUUUUAUUGCUCAAUCAAACGUGCCGUCACUUUAAAACUAUGUUUUUCCUUAAACAAAAAAAAAAACCAAUCUCGCGUAAACGAUGCUUAUAUAAAAUUGUCAUUUAAAAAUUUUUAAAUUUGUUGAUUGUUGUAAUAAAAUGAAAACGUUAAAAUUAUCUACUGUUUGCAAAAACAGUCGAAUUUCCUAAAUGGUACCUUAUUACCUACCUAACAAUUGGAUAAAGUAAAAAAUGCUAAUUAAAAACUUUGUUAUUGUAAUUUUUUAAUACCAUUAAGCGUAAGAGAAUUGUUAUUAUAUUAUUGAUACCUACCUAAUCUGUAUUUAUACACUAUCGCGUUGUCUAUGUAUUCGAAUAUAAAUUAAGUGUGAUACCUAUGUUAUUAAUUUGGGAAUAAGUUUUUACAAACGAAUCGGUUGUCGAUUUCAUACAUUUUAUGCUUAUUUUUAUAAUUUUUUGUUUUUCUUCUUGUUGAAAUGUUUUAUAUUUUACAUUUAUAAUAACGUCGACGUUAAUUCACGUUUCAUAAACUUACGAUAAGACGUAAUACCUACCGACGCGAUGCGACGCGACGGUUUUGUUGAAAAUAUGUGUGUGAGUGUGUGUGUGUGUAUAAAAUGACGCGGUAAUAAUGCUUUUGCUACCUAAUACAAAAUACUCAUUAUCGAUAACUAAUUAUUAUCAAUAAUCGCUGUUUGUACUCGAAUUAGUUGAAAUUUUUUUUAAAAAUAAUUGCUCAAAGUAAGUACAAUUUGACUAUACGCGAAAAAAAAAAUGCUGUACGCCAUUACGCGUACGUAUAAAAAUUUAAUUUAUCAAACGUGUGAGAAAUGUUUUAAAUAAAACGCUAUAAAAAUGU